AUGUCGUCACAAUACAAGAUAUCACAAAUUGCGGGAGAGAAAUACUUUACGUCAACUCCUACGAGCGAAUGGUCAUAUUCUGGGUAUCUCGAGGCCGUGGAACCUUACAUUAAUAUCAGCACCAGGCUGAGUGCAUUAAAAUCUUUAUGGAAGAAACGAUUUAACGAACAUUUAAAUGAAAUUGCAAAAGAUCGUUCGGAUGAAGAAAAAAAUGAUUCAAAAGCCACUGAAUUCUGGGAUCAAUUUGAAAAGAAACGAACUCUAAAACAACAACAGUAUAAGACAAAUAUCGACAUACAAAUAAAUACUCUAAAAGUGAUGAGCACUGCUUCAUUGUAUCAGAUGAAUGAAUUAUCCAAACAAAUGGAAAUUUCACGUGACAAUGACAAAAAUCUGAAACGUCAAAAUGAUGACUAUAUUGAGAAAGAAAAUUCAAAAUCUUGUAAAGUUGGGGAUGUGAAGAAGCAGGCAGAAGAAAAUGGGAAUAAAUUGAAUGAUAACGAUCACAGUCAGGUUAAAAACCUCUUAAACGAGUUACGUAGUUCAGAAAAAAUGAAAUAUUUAGUGGAAUGUUUUCAAAAAUAUUGUAACGAAUCUGUCAAUGAUUUAACUCGGAACGAAAUUAUGGAUCUUACUCCGUCUUCGGAGUUCGUACUAAGAUAUACGGAUGAAGAUGACUAUAUGCAAGUUCUAGAAGAGACCUUUGAGUCUGUUGAUAAGUUAUUUCCAGAAAGCGCGAUUAAGUUCCUUAAUGAGUUUUUUUCAGAGAAUUGUACUCACGAACAAUGGGAUGAUAAGUUAGAAAGCUUAUUAGAACCGGAGGAUGAUCAAUUUUUAAAAAAAUUGAAAAGACUAUUAUUCGAAACAUUACCUAUCUUCUUUGAUGCAUUUUCAUUGCUCUAUGAUAAUCCACUCAAAAAUCACAAUAUGUUGGAAGAAGAGUACAUGAACACAUACAUCCAUCCUGUUCUAAAGAAGGUUUUGAAUAGAGGUAACAAGGCUGUUCAAGCAUCUGCGUAUAGGAAACUAGUAAUGAGGCAAGAGGGAUGUGCAGAUCGUUCAGGCGGCCUUGCUUACAUUACGACAGAAAAACAAUAUGAAAUAUGUGUUAUAGAAGGAUAUAGACCAUAUGUCGUUGAUGACACGAAAGAAAUGUCUGAUUUUGUUCAGAAUGCGAGGGCAGGAAAAGAUAUAAUAAAUUACACUGUUGUGUCUGAAGUUAAAUUGAAGCGAGCUCCGCCUUUACAAUUUAAGGCCUAUAUGGUGCAGUGUAUUGGAUUAAGCCUUAGAUUUUACUUUAUGGAUUAUUUAGGAAAAUAUCGGCUUUUCGAAAUCGAAACAUGCGAAAUUCCAACGGACCUGGAAGGCGUUGAUUUAUUUCCAUCUUUUUUUAAGGCAGUUGUGACUUGGGCUUUGAUGGUUAGGGACACCGAUCAAGAGUUCCGAACGGUGAGAAACAGAAGGAGUGCGCGCUACAGUAACGCUCAUAAUUUGCGAGUUCUUUCAGAAAUAAGUCAUAACAAGCCUCGUACAGGCAAUGCAAAAAUCAUAAAGGAAAAAAAUAAUAUAAGCGGA
This is a messenger RNA of Racocetra persica, 1575 nucleotides long. The record is from the annotation of a GenBank genome assembly. Lineage: Eukaryota; Fungi; Glomeromycota; Glomeromycetes; Diversisporales; Gigasporaceae.